Phycomyces blakesleeanus NRRL 1555(-) is the source of this 399-nucleotide messenger RNA. RefSeq lists its product as hypothetical. The record is from RefSeq and is a predicted model, not a curated record. NCBI's taxonomy places the organism in Eukaryota, Fungi, Mucoromycota, Mucoromycetes, Mucorales, Phycomycetaceae. Bases 1 to 399 code for a protein of 132 amino acids. The transcript has 5 exons.
AUGUUUGCGGUCACAAAGAUCCACGCUAGCUACAUAACUAAUAUUAAACUGAGACUUGGUCCGCAUCUCCACCAAGUUAUCAAUGUCCUACUCAGUGUAAAUGCGAAGCUUCAAAGCUUCUCUUCAAAACUACUUCCUUGUACCCUUCGAUGUUUUCUCACUCCUAGACGAACUUGGAAAUUUAUUCUUCCACUAAUUUUCUCUUUGUCUAUUCUGGAUGUCAGGUUUGAAUGUCAGAUAUUUAAUCGGUUAUUUCUUUUAACGUAUGUCCUCAGUAUUAUACCAGCUGGAUAUUAUUUCUAUAAACCAGGGCAUAUUAUAUUGACCUUCAUAAUAUGUAAAGCCAAUAUGACUCGGGCCUUGCGCAUUUUAGCAUAUUGGCUACCCGAUGAGAGCUGA